AUGAGUAAGUUAAUCCCAUCUGCCGCAAAACUCUUAAGUGGAGCAACAAUAUCGAAAUCGACCACCCCAGCUGUUAUAGCAUCAAAAACUAGUUACAGUACAAAAUCGGAAUCUACAUUUGAAAUUAAGCCUUACAAACUCCAUAAAUUAGAAAAAGGUCCGGCCACAUCUGCUACUCUAACAGCAGAAGAUGCUCUUCAACUAUAUGAGAAACUGGCAGUGUUACGCCGGAUUGAAACAGCCUCUGGUAAUCUGUACAAGGAGAAAAUUAUCCGUGGUUUCUGCCACUUGUAUUCAGGUCAAGAAGCAGUUGCUGUGGGCAUGCGUGCAGCCCUAAGGGAUGUAGACUCAGUAAUCACUGCUUACCGAUGCCAUGGUUGGACACAUUUAAUGGGUGUCAGUGUACUCGGAGUACUAUCUGAAUUGACCGGUAGAAGGACUGGUUGCUCUCGAGGCAAGGGUGGCUCUAUGCAUUUGUAUGGAAGAAAUUUCUAUGGUGGUAAUGGCAUUGUUGGAGCUCAGGUACCCCUAGGAGCUGGUCUAGCGUUCGCCCACAAGUAUCGUGGGGACGGAGGCGUUGCUUUCGCUCUGUAUGGUGACGGUGCUGCCAACCAGGGACAGUUGUUCGAAGCUUACAAUAUGGCAAAGUUAUGGGAUUUGCCUUGCGUGUUUGUGUGCGAGAAUAAUGGAUAUGGCAUGGGUACGAGUGUGGACCGUUCUUCAGCCAGUACGGAAUAUUACGCCCGUGGUGACUACAUUCCCGGAAUCUGGGUGGAUGGUAUGGACGUGAUGGCUACGAGAGAGGCUACCCGGUAUGCGAUUGAGUACUGCACUAGUGGAAAAGGCCCACUGGUUAUGGAAAUGGAAACGUACCGUUACUCUGGGCACUCAAUGUCCGACCCGGGGACUUCGUACCGUACACGCGACGAAGUUCAGGAGGUCAGGCAGACGCGGGACCCCAUCACGUCCUUCAAGGAGAAGAUCCUCGCUAGCGAUCUCGUCACAGCGGAUCAACUUAAGGAAAUUGAUACAAGAGUACGCAAAGAGGUGGACGAAGCGACGAAACAAGCUAAGAGCGAGGCUGAAGUAGGCCUGGAGGAACUAUCUGGUGACAUUUAUUACAAUAACUUGGAGCACGUGAUUCGGGGCAUCCACCCUGGUGCGCCGCUGCAGCACGUUGAAGUUGUUGCCAGGAACUAG
Molecule: messenger RNA, 1200 nt
Organism: Leptosia nina
Lineage: Eukaryota; Metazoa; Arthropoda; Insecta; Lepidoptera; Pieridae
Source: the annotation of a GenBank genome assembly